UCACUCAUUAGUCUUCAUCCAGCGAUCGUGACGAUCGCACGUGUCGAGACCGAUGGCUAAGUUUGACGAGGUAUCUAAGCUCUGGUACGGAUCAUCUACGCCUGGAGUUCUAAAUCCGAGAACAAACCUCGGCCAGGUGAUCCUCAAUCUACUAUCCAGAUGUCCGGAUCGGGUGAUCCAAAUCAAUGCCGACGAUGGAAGCGAGAUGACCUGCGCUGAGAUGAGCCGACGAAUUGUUCGUGUGGCACUGAACUUGAAACGCCUCGGAUAUCACCGAGGGGAUCAAGUUUCGCUUGUUUGUGCCAACAGUGAGAAUGUCGUACCGGUCUUCGUCGGUUGUGUGGCGAUCGGGUUGACCGUUAAUCCUCUCGCGCCGGUGUUCAACAAGGACGAUUUGGCGCACAUGAUGAGACAGACGCAAUCUUCGGUGGUGUUUUGUGACGAAGCGAAUUACGGCGUAGUUGAGCAAGCGGUUCGGCUAGCCAUCGACGGAAGUCCGGAAGUUUUUGUGAUGGGUGCGAGUGAAUGGAGUGCAAAAUCAAUUGAUGAAUUACUACGCCCCGCUGAAGAUGAAGACGGCUUCAAACCGGAAUUCUUGGGUGAUUCGGAGAAUCUCACGGCAAUGGUGUUGUGUUCUUCGGGGACUACAGGUUCUCCGAAAGGCGUGUGUCUAUCGCAUGCGCAUCUCAUGGAAGGGGAACUAUUUGCAGACGACGAGAAUGCGGGUCCGAUCUUCAAUUUUAGUCCACUGUUUUGGGCAACAGGUGUGUUGGCCAUGUUGACUUCGCUUCUCUAUAUUCGACCUCGUGUCAUCACAACGAAACCAUUCAGCGAAGAAAUGCUGUUCUCGAUUAUCGAACGAUACAAGGUGGAGGAUCUUUUCACGCCUCCCUCAUAUGUCUCGGCAAUGAUAACCCAUCCCAAAUUCGCAACGGCAAACUUUUCUAGCGUCAAGAGGUGGACAAUGGGAGGGGCUGCCGUAUCGGAGGAACUUAGAUUGGCUUUGGCAAGCCGUAUUCCGAACGGCUUUGCAAAAUCGUUAUACGGUUCGUCGGAAAUUGGUUUCAUAACAUCGGCUGUGGCAUCAUGCUCACCCGGAUCGGUAGGUACGCUGGCCAACAAUGUGUCGGCGAAAAUAGUCAACGAAGAGGGUCGAAGGCAGGAACCUGGCCAAAUAGGAGAGAUUUGUGUCAAGUACAAACACAAAAUGUUGGGCUAUCUUCUCAACGAAGAAGCAACCAGGAAUGCAUUCGAUGAGGAAAACUUCUUCAAAACGGGUGACAUUGGAUACUUUGACAAGGAUGGAUUCCUGUACGUGAUCGAUCGCAUCAAAGACAUCAUAAAGUACAAAAACUAUCAAAUUUCACCUUCGGACCUGGAAGCCAUCAUUGGGAAGAUCGAAGGUGUGCAGCAAGUUUGUGUCGCCGGAGUUCCUAGCUCGGACCAGUCUUAUGAUCUGCCAACGGCAAUGAUCGUUCGGCAGCCGGGAUCAUCACUGACUGAAGAGCAAGUGAUUAGGGUUGUAGACAGCCAAGUGAGUGACCAUAAAAGGUUGCGUGGUGGUGCGUACUUUGUCGAUCAGCUGCCGAGCUCAGCAUCCGGGAAAGUGCUGCGUCGAGUGGUCAUGCAAACGCUCAAGAAUGUGAAACAAUCAAAAUAGUUCACCAGAGAGGAAUAAUCUUGUUUUUUUGGGGUUCAUUGCGGAUGUCCAGUCAAAUUAAAUAAAACUUGUGGCUAUUAAAUAACGAGA
Molecule: messenger RNA, 1750 nt
Organism: Toxorhynchites rutilus septentrionalis
Lineage: Eukaryota; Metazoa; Arthropoda; Insecta; Diptera; Culicidae
Exons: 3
Coding region: 53-1660 (535 amino acids)
Biological process (GO): fatty-acyl-CoA biosynthetic process; long-chain fatty acid metabolic process
Molecular function (GO): long-chain fatty acid-CoA ligase activity
Source: RefSeq, a predicted model, not a curated record